AUGUUCUCUCCAUCUCUACUGCUCCUGCUGGCAGCUGCUUCCUAUAUGCAUGGUGAGGAACUGACUCAGCCUGCUUCCAUGACAGUCCAGCCAGGCCAGAGUCUCUCCAUCCACUGCAAGGUUUCAUACUCAAUUACAAGCUAUUAUACAGAUUGGAUCCGACAACCUGCAGGAAAAACUCUGGAGUGGAUUGGACACAUCAGUGGUGGUGGGAGUCUCUAUUACAGUGAGAAACUGAAAACUAAGUUCAGCAUCUCCAGAGACACUGCUACUAACACAAUAACAAUUCGAGGACAGAAUCUGCAGACUGAAGACACAGAUGUGUAUUACUGCGCUCGUAAUGCACACACAGUGAAGACCAAGAGCUUUUACUUCUUCUGCUUCAACACACACCAUGAUCUCUACAUCCCUCCUGCUGCUGCUGCUGGCAGCCGUGUUCACUGUGUUGAGCUGAUCCAGACCGGAUCCACAGUAUUAACCCCUGGUCAGUCACUGACUCUGACCUGUAAAGUGUCUGGAUAUUCAGUAACUGAUAGCAGCUACUGUACAGACUGGAUCCGACAACCUGCAGGAAAAACUCUGGAGUGGAUCGGAGAGAUAUGUGGGAGUGGUAGCACUUACUACAGUGAGAAACUGAAAAGCAGGUUUCAGGUUUCCAGAGACACGUCCAGCAACACAAGGGCAGUAUCUCACUUCUCCUGA
Molecule: messenger RNA, 702 nt
Organism: Neoarius graeffei (lesser salmon catfish)
Lineage: Eukaryota; Metazoa; Chordata; Actinopteri; Siluriformes; Ariidae
Product: immunoglobulin alpha-2 heavy chain-like
Exons: 5
Coding region: 1-702 (233 amino acids)
Biological process (GO): innate immune response; B cell receptor signaling pathway; defense response to bacterium
Cellular component (GO): external side of plasma membrane; blood microparticle; immunoglobulin complex, circulating
Molecular function (GO): antigen binding; immunoglobulin receptor binding
Source: RefSeq, a predicted model, not a curated record